AAGCAAAACCGGAACCUCCAGAGCAUGCGCGUUGCUGCAACCCGGCCCGUCUCCUCCGCUCCCGUCCUCGCCGCCCUAGCCCUUCUCCUCAUCGGCUCCGCCUCCCUCGCGACCGGAGCCAUGGCCGGCCACGUCCUCGGCGGCAAGACCGACACCCCCGCCGCCGCCAACAGCCUCGAGACCGACGGCCUCGCCCGCUUCGCCGUUGACGAGCACAACAAGCACCAGAACACGCUCCUAGAGUUCGUGCGGGUCGUGGAGGCCAAGGAGCAGGUGGUGGCCGGCACCGUGCACCACCUCACGCUCGAGGCGCUCGAGGCCGGCAGGAACAAGAUCUACGAGGCAAAGUUCUGGGUCAAGCCCUGGCUCAACUUCAAGGAGCUGCAGGAGUUCGUCCACACCGGGGACGCAACCUCAUUCACCACAUCCGACCUCGGCGCCAAGAAAGGUAUGCCCACCGCUCGUCCGAUCGCCGCGAUCUGUUGUACGUUACUUGGUGGUAGGUGCUACUCGGGUUGUGCUUGUUUGCUCGUACCUAUGUGACUGAAAAUGAAUACUUG
Molecule: messenger RNA, 560 nt
Organism: Lolium rigidum
Lineage: Eukaryota; Viridiplantae; Streptophyta; Magnoliopsida; Poales; Poaceae
Product: cysteine proteinase inhibitor-like
Exons: 2
Coding region: 25-543 (172 amino acids)
Molecular function (GO): cysteine-type endopeptidase inhibitor activity
Source: RefSeq, a predicted model, not a curated record